GGCCGGACUAGUUGGGAUUUAAGACGGCUGUGUGGUGACGAGUAAGUACUAUAAUCGACUAACACUGUCAUUUCCUGUUUAGAUACUAUCGAUUGGAAGUGUUGUACACUCGAACCUGUGAGGCCUCCGGUGGACGUCUCGUAGUUUUGCGGCCACACAGGCAAGCUGCUCUCUGGAGAAGGUUGAAGAGACUGGGUUGGGAGUCGAGCUGCUAUCUUUAUGGCUGACCCCAACUUCCCCCCACUGCCCGGAUUCAUUCCACUCAAGCCAUGCUUUUAUCAGGACUUUGAUGAGAUUCCUGAACAGCACCGCAGCUUGUGCAAAAAAAUGUACCACCUGUGGAUGUUAAACAGUGCAACGCUGGCUGUCAAUCUCAUCGGUUGCUUUGCGUGGAUGUUUGGAGGAGGAGGAGUGACCAACUUUGGCCUGUCCAUCAUCUGGCUGAUCAUGUUUACGCCCUGCUCUUAUGUGUGCUGGUUCAGGCCCAUAUACAAGGCUUUCAAGAGUGAUAGCUCCUUCAACUACAUGCUGUUCUUCUUUGUGUUCAUGGCUCAAGUCGGGAUCAGUAUCAUUCAAAGCAUCGGCAUCCCGGGAUGGGGAGUCUGUGGCUGGUUAGCGACUAUCUCCUUCUUCAGUUACAAUAUAUUGAUAGCUUUGGUGAUGUUGGUUCCGACUAUCAUGUUCACCGCUGUUGCAUCGCUGUCCUUCAUGGCCCUCACGAAGAUCCAUAACUUCUACCGUGGGAGCGGAGGCAGCAUGUCCAAAGCGCAGGAAGAGUGGACUACUGGAGCCUGGAAGAACCCUCACGUCCAGCAGGCGGCCCAACAGGCUGCAAUCGGGGCGGCCGCCGGCGCCAUGCAGGACCAGUACGCCGCCCCACAGUACAACGACAACCAAAUGUAACCUUGAAUGAUACGCGGGUGUUAUGGAAAGGCCAAAGGUGGAACGACAACGUCAUAUUGAUAGCGGGUUCGAACAAAUGAAUGAUGCAGGUUCGCUAGAGCUUCAAAGAAACAUCACAGAAAUGUGAGUUUUCAAGCUGUUUCAUCAUGUGGCAAACAAAUCUCUCAUAUUGUUGAAUAUUUUAUAUUCUUUUAGUCUUGAAUAUCUUAUCACAUUUUAUUCUUCAUUUAUAUAUUUUGUAGUAUAUGACUGUUUGUGUUACAACCAAAGAUGUUAGUAUUGUGAGUAUUUGAAUGGUUGAAUAUUCCUUCUUUGGAAUGUAUUAGUUUUAGUACAACUUGUAAGCUAUGGAAUGUGAUUUGGGAUGAAGAUUCACUCCGUGACCUCAAGAUGAUUUCACUGAUUUCUAUGCAGUGUGACACUUUUUUCCCUGUUGUAAUACUAUGCAAGAGUAAGAGGAACACUUUGAGAGGAGAGACAAAAAGCUUGGAGAAUAAAGUCCUAAAACUGAGAGACUGAUGUUUUUAAAUACUGUAAGAAAAAAAUUAGUAAGAAAAAAAAAUACUGAAUUAAAAAGAUUAUGAGAAAAAGCAAAAAUAACUGCAAUAUUCGGAGUAAAAAUAUUUAAAAAGUUGAAAUAUUAAAGUAUGAAGUUUGACCAUUAUAGGAGAAUAUUGUCUCACAUUAUAAUAGGUUGAAAUAUUUAGAGUUGCUAUUUUCUGAGAAUGAAGGUAAAAUAAUAAAAUCAUACAAAAUAUAACUGCAAUAUAAUGACAAAAAACAAAAAAUGAUGUCCUAAUUUCACCAGAAUAAAGCUGAAAUAUUGAUAUUUAGGAAAAUAAUUGUCAUUUUAAAAUAAUGACAUCAUAUUUCAAAUUCUUGUAUUUCAAAAAUUGAAAUACAAGAAAAAGUAUACGAUUUUACAAAAAAUAUGUUGCAAUUUUACAAGGAAAAAUGUUCAGAGCGUAUUAUGAGGAAAAUAAUAGAAUAAAGAUUAAAUAGUGAAGCUCUAAUUUUCCUGAAAAUUGUAUUUUUAUAUUUUUUAUUAUUAUUAUUAUUUUUUUUUUACAAGAUUUAAGUCAAAAUUUAAAGUCGGAACAUGAUAAAAAAUUAAGCUGCAAUAUUAUAAGGAGAAAAAUGGUUUGUUGUGUUUAAAUUUGUUUGAGAAUUCAGACAGUAAAUCAUUAAAAUGACAAAUUUAUGCUUUUCACUUGUAAAUAUAUGUCUUUAUUUCAUGUAAUACUUUUUUUCCAUGUCCCAUUCUGAUUUCUCUCUUGAUAUUACAAUUUUAUUCAUACAUGCAUUUCAUCAUAA
This is a messenger RNA of Doryrhamphus excisus (bluestripe pipefish), 2217 nucleotides long. RefSeq names its product secretory carrier-associated membrane protein 5-like. Gene Ontology annotation, biological process: protein transport. The record is from RefSeq and is a predicted model, not a curated record. Gene Ontology annotation, cellular component: trans-Golgi network membrane; recycling endosome membrane. Lineage: Eukaryota; Metazoa; Chordata; Actinopteri; Syngnathiformes; Syngnathidae.